AUGGUCCCAGGUUUCACCGAUCAAGAUGCCUAUCAAUCCGUCUUUACAAUUGGUCGCAUGGAAGUUAUCGCCGCAUACCAGAAACAGGAAUGGGUGAGCGAGAUGACGAUCGAAUACAUGAAGAAAGGGAAACGCGCCAGCACUUUGUGCCUGGCUACGAUGUGGCGAACUACCUCGGAUAUCGGCAAGAUCCAAUGGCAGGAUGUGUCAUUCACCUACAACGAGAAAGGUACACCUACUGGGGCUACUAUUAUCGAGAGCGAGCCGAAGGAAGGUCAAGCAAAACGCAGCCGACUAGGAGCAAUUGAAGAGUCACUGUUUUGUCCGAUGAAAACAUCAUGGGAUUGGAUGCAAAGAUUUCACGAUCUAAGGAUUCAAUUGCCUGUGGAUCACACGUUGUUUUUGACCUAUGUGGAUAUCGACUACAAGUAA
Messenger RNA from Zychaea mexicana, 432 nucleotides. RefSeq lists its product as uncharacterized. Lineage: Eukaryota; Fungi; Mucoromycota; Mucoromycetes; Mucorales; Lichtheimiaceae. The record is from RefSeq and is a predicted model, not a curated record. The transcript is spliced from 2 exons. The coding region runs from base 1 to 432 and encodes 143 amino acids.